CAGCGCAACAAAGCGAAUAAAGUGAACGUCGCGAGUGAAAAGCAGUGAAAAUUCAGCGAAAAUGUCUCUGAUGCCGUAUUGGUUACGCCAUUUGAGGAACAGCGCGUACCGAGACCCGCUCACGAGGUUGCUGGAAGACCCCUUCGCGGUGUUCGCGAGGGAUCCCUUCUUCCGUGACCCAAUGAAGUUCAUGAAGCAAGUGACAGCGCCGCUGCAGAACGAGCUCCAUGGCAUCGAGGGCGUGUACUCUGACUCGGAGGUGAAGGUAGACGGGAAGAAGGUGGAAGUGCAUCUGGACGUGCAGAACUUCAGCCCGGAGCAGAUCCAAGUGAAGACUGUGGGGAACGAGAUCAUGGUCGAGGGGAAAAAAGAAAUAAAGAAGGAAGACGGAUGGACGAGGAGCCACUUCGAGAGGCGCUUCUUACUACCGGAAGGAUUCCCUCCUGAGCGCGUGGAGUGUCACCUCGACAAGGGCAAGCUCAAGCUGAUUGCCUUCAGGUCGGAGCCAGUGGAAGAGAGGGCCAUCCCCAUCCAAGAUAAAUCUUCAGAGAAGAUAUCUGAUAAGUAGGCUGGUGUAGAAUUAGACUGAUUUAGGUUAGAAUCUUUUUUCCUGUGAUUUUUAAUUUAAUAAUAAAAGUUUCGGUUUACUUUUCA
Pectinophora gossypiella (pink bollworm) is the source of this 654-nucleotide messenger RNA. RefSeq names its product alpha-crystallin B chain-like. NCBI's taxonomy places the organism in Eukaryota, Metazoa, Arthropoda, Insecta, Lepidoptera, Gelechiidae. Gene Ontology annotation, biological process: protein refolding; response to heat. The transcript has a single exon. The record is from RefSeq and is a predicted model, not a curated record. Gene Ontology annotation, molecular function: protein folding chaperone. Bases 62 to 568 code for a protein of 168 amino acids.